GCAAACGUCUGUUGUCUGCGCUUUCCCGCCGUGUACGUCACUUUCCCUGAGUGAUGGAUUUCAGCUAGCGAUGGACGCUUACAUCAGCUGUCAGAGGCUGUGAUAGAAGGGAUCUAACUGGUUUGGACACAGCGCCAAGUUAUGGUGAGAGACAGCAUGAUGACAGAACUGCAAGCCUUCCAACCCUCUCUCCAGGGGAAAUCCCUGGCUUUGGGCCAAGCAGCGCAAAGCUGUAGAGGAAUUCAGGAGAAUGGGGUUGUGUCAGAGGACAGACAGCAUUUAUUCCCAGGCCUAUCAGAGAUCGAGAAAAGCCAGCCAGUGAACAUUCCUGAUGCAGCUAAAAGAAAGAAAAAGAAACGAACUAGAGCAACAGACAGCUUCACUGGCACCUUUGAUGACCUCUACAAGCUGACGGAUGAGGUGCUUGGUCAGGGAGCGUACGCUAAAGUUCAAGGAUGCAUCAGCCUGCAGAAUGGACAGGAGUUUGCUGUAAAGAUAAUUGAAAAGAGUGCGGGACACAGUCGCAGUAGAGUGUUUCGAGAAGUGGAGACGCUUUAUCAGUGUCAAGGAAACAACAAUAUACUGGAACUGAUCCAGUUCUUUGAAGACAGCACCUGCUUUUACUUGGUGUUUGAAAAAUUGCGUGGUGGCUCCAUUCUUACACAUAUCCAAAACCGUAAGCAUUUUGAUGAGUUGGAGGCCAGUAAGGUUGUCCGGGAUAUUGCCCAAGCUCUGGACUUUCUACACACUAAAGGCAUUGCCCAUCGAGACCUUAAGCUGGAGAACAUCCUCUGUGAAUACACAGAUCGGGUGUCACCAGUAAAGAUCUGUGAUUUUGACUUGGGAAGUGGAGUGAAGCUCAGCAGUGCCUGUACACCCAUAACUACACCAGAGCUCACAACACCGUGCGGCUCGGCUGAGUACAUGGCUCCAGAGGUGGUAGAGGUGUUUACAGAUGAGGCCUCCUUCUACGACAAGCGUUGUGACCUCUGGAGUCUUGGAGUCAUCCUCUACAUCCUGCUCAGUGGAAGCCCUCCUUUCACAGGUCACUGCGGCAGUGACUGUGGCUGGGACCGUGGGGAAACCUGCAGAACCUGUCAGAGUCACCUGUUUGAGAGCAUCCAGCAGGGGAAGUAUGAGUUUACAGACAAGGACUGGGCUCACAUCACAGAUGGGGCCAAGGAUCUCAUAUCCAAACUGCUGGUGCGAGAUGCCACCCUGCGCCUCAGUGCUGCUCAGGUCCUCAAGCAUCCUUGGGUGCAGGGGAAUGCUCCUGAAAGAGGUCUUCCAACUCCUCAUGUUCUACAGAGAAACAGCAGCACCAAAGACCUGACCCAGUUUGCAGCAGAAGCCAUUGCCUUUAACCGGCAGCUAUCUCAGCACGACGAGCAACAGCAGGACGUUGGCGCCAUAGUUUGCUCCAUGCGGCUUUCUCCUCCUUCCAACUCUAGACUGGCCCGCAGACGGGCGCAGUCCAACGCGCUGCGCACCAGGGACUUCGCACCCACUUCAGACGACUUUGCAGCCUGAAGGGCCAGUUCAAGGUCUCUUGUCACGGCCUCUGUCUGAUUUAAGCCUCAAUCCACACAGUAUCAGACGGGACUGACUGGUCCUGGUGUUAAAGCUCUUCCCUAUGGUCAGUAAUCUUACCACCUAGAGAGUCUGAGCACCAGGGGACAGUUAAUCUUUCUCUACCACUUAUUAAUUGAAAACAUUGUUGAAACUCCUGAGAAAUUGUCAAGGACUUUUUUUUAACCCUGUUUGAAUUAUAAACUAUUUAUUUAUGAUGACCCCAAAACUAAUACUGCUUUUUAUGGCAGCAGUUUACAGUCAGAACAUAGACCCCCCCAACACUUGUACUGUCUUAAUACAGUUAUAUUUUUUAAUACAUUUUAUUUUAAAUGUUGUCCAAUUGUUUUUAUUUAAAUUCUGCUAAUUAUUGCUCAGUGGAGAAAAGGGAUGAGAUGUUCUUUAUUUUUGAAGCAUGUAAUUGUUGUGUGUGGAUGUAUGUGGUUGAAAUGAUAAAUAAUGGACUUGAUGUUUUUAAGAAAUUCUUUAUUUUACCUACAUGUUUAAGUUAUAUUAAGUUCUCUUCUAGUAUUUUUUUAAUAGCCACACUAGCUACCUGUAGCACUGAUGUACUUUAGAAUACGUGAGUUAACCCAGUAUGGUGUUGUCCUGCACACCAGCAGUUUGGUCCGACAUGAGCCUGACGCCUAAAACAACAUUGUCUUUUUAAGAUUUUUCUUUUUACCUCAUGCUCUUUUUUUUAUUUUUUUAGAUUUUGCACCAAAUCGUCUCAGAUUUUUGUACUUUACAGCUGCAACACCAUCCCAAAAACAUUGUCUUAGUGUUUAUUUGUCUUAUUGAAAUGAUACAGUAUCUUUUUGGGUUUUCAGUGAUGAAUAACCUAAACUUAGUUUUACAUAUUGUACUGAAUGAGCCUACAGUGGGGCAUUGUGAGUAAUGUAGUGUGGUGUAAAAGUGAGGUGGAGGAUUUUAUAUUUGGUUUGAAGGGAUUUAUUUUUUCUACUGUUUGUAUUUUGUGUUUUUGGUUCUGCGAGUGUGCCUGAGCACAGAAUGAUGGAUUUCCUACACAAAGACUUUGCUCCAUCAAGUUGCUGUUGUUUAUUUUCUGCUUCUGAGCCCUUUCGUAGGCAAUACUUCACAUUUCCCUUCAGUCAUUGAUGAAAAUGGGAAUGGUGUAAUGCUCCCUCCCCCCCUAACUGUGUUAACUUUAUGUGUUGCCCACGAAAUGGCAUGUCCCUUGAUUUCACACUGUUGCCAUGGACACCGAAAUCCCUAUAGCAACUAAGGGCCUUCGUAGGCUAGUGGGAAUUGACAGAGAUUGCUCAGAGUGAAUACACACAUGAGGAAACAACCAUUUGCUAAGUUAAAGCUCUCUCACUCUCGUCAGCUUGUAAUGGCAUCAAAUGAGAUACAGUAAUUGAUAUGCAAUUAUGCAGCCCCACUGACGAAGCUCUUGUAGAGCAUAUUUUCACUGGAAUGCUGUGAUCUCAAUAAAACAUCCUUUAUAUGGA
Betta splendens (Siamese fighting fish) is the source of this 3041-nucleotide messenger RNA. It is a transcript of the gene mknk1, whose product is annotated as MAPK interacting serine/threonine kinase 1. Gene Ontology annotation, molecular function: calcium/calmodulin-dependent protein kinase activity; ATP binding; calmodulin binding. Bases 142 to 1530 code for a protein of 462 amino acids. Gene Ontology annotation, biological process: peptidyl-serine phosphorylation; protein autophosphorylation; intracellular signal transduction. The transcript has 14 exons. The record is from RefSeq and is a predicted model, not a curated record. Gene Ontology annotation, cellular component: cytoplasm; nucleus. NCBI's taxonomy places the organism in Eukaryota, Metazoa, Chordata, Actinopteri, Anabantiformes, Osphronemidae.